Molecule: messenger RNA, 915 nt
Organism: Morchella importuna
Lineage: Eukaryota; Fungi; Ascomycota; Pezizomycetes; Pezizales; Morchellaceae
Exons: 1
Coding region: 1-915 (304 amino acids)
Source: RefSeq, a predicted model, not a curated record
AUGACUCAUCCUCAUCCCCCCCGCCCCCUCAAAGAUACUCAUAUAAAAACCCCAGAUUUCCUAUACCUAUUCACGACAUUAUCCGUCAGUCCCGCACCGCCAAAAUGGCCCCCUCCACCCGCCCAACAAUCCAACUCCCCACAGUCGAAGCCUACGACAAAUGGGCACCCGUACGCACCCCGCCCCGCCCCGCCCCUCUCCUCUCCUCCCCUCCCCUUCCCCAGCUCCCCACAACUCUUCCAACCCAAACUAACACCUCCCCCAGACCUACGACCACGACGGCAACAUCCUCCAACUGCACGACGACCACGCCUUCACCACCACAAUCCCCCCCUCCUCCUCUCCCACCCCCCCACGCACCUCCUCGACCUCGGCUGCGGCACCGGCCGCAACACGUCCAAACUCCACGCCCUCCUCCCCCCCACCAGCCACAUCACCGCCCUCGACGCCAGCCCCGCCAUGAUGUCCAUCGCACAAUCACGCCUCCCCUCUCCGCGCAUCACCUGGGUCCUGCACGACCUCACCCGCAACACCCCGCUUCCCGUCACCGCACCCGUCGACGCAGUCGUGUCAACGCUGGUGCUGGAACACGUGGGCCUCGAUGUAUUCUUCGGCGCGGUGGCCGGCGUGCUACGGAGCGGCGGGUGGGCGUAUGUGACGAGCAUGCACCCACAGAUGGGCGCUGUGUCGCGGGCGGGGUUUGUGGAUGAGCGGGGAGUGAAGGUGCAGGGGGUGAGCUAUAAUCAUCAGGUCGAGGAGGUGGUGGCGAGUGCGGAGAGGGCUGGGUUGAGGCUGCAAGGGGAGGUCGGGGAGAGGGGGGUGGGGGAUGAAGGUGAGGUGGAGGGGCUGGGGGUGAGGGCGAGGAAGUGGGUGGGGGUGGUGAUGCAUGUGGAGAUGGUGUUUUUUAAGGUGUGA